This is a messenger RNA of Diceros bicornis minor, 1942 nucleotides long. It is a transcript of the gene PLEK2, whose product is annotated as pleckstrin 2. NCBI's taxonomy places the organism in Eukaryota, Metazoa, Chordata, Mammalia, Perissodactyla, Rhinocerotidae. Gene Ontology annotation, biological process: intracellular signal transduction; actin cytoskeleton organization. The transcript is spliced from 9 exons. The coding region runs from base 483 to 1544 and encodes 353 amino acids. Gene Ontology annotation, cellular component: plasma membrane. The record is from RefSeq and is a predicted model, not a curated record.
AGAAAUCCUUUCAGUUCAGUUUAAUUCCAUAAUUACUCAAGGGCAAUAUACGAAGCGCCAGGCAGGCACCUGGUUAAGGCUGGGGGCGGAGGAAGAGGGGCAGAGACCGCCACGGUGAGAGGCGCGGGGCGCGCUGGAGCACCUGGAGGGGGCAGCCCGCCCAGUCAGGGAGAGCAGGGGCGGGGACGGCUCCAGGGGCGACACAGGGCGCGCAGGUCUCAAAGAGGUGGCUGACCCUGUACCCUGAGGACCAACCACGGACCCUAAGGCACCUGCGGGGGGAAAGCAGGUCAGAAAUCCCGACCCGGUCUGGCUUCCUGCCCGGGCGGCCCGCGGCCCCGGGCUCUGGACGCGGGCCAGGGAGGCGGCGCCGGCGGGUCGGAGGCGCUUCCCGGGCGCAGCGGGCGCGGAGGAGCGCGCGGGACGGCGGCGCGGGGACCGCGCACCUGGAGGGCCCGCAGGCCUCGCGUGCAGGCGGCGACAUGGAGGACGGCGUGCUCAAGGAGGGCUUCCUCGUCAAGAGGGGUCACAUUGUCCACAACUGGAAGGCGCGAUGGUUCAUCCUCCGGCAGAACACGCUGCUGUACUACAAGCUGGAGGGGGGUCGGAAAGUGACCCCUCCCAAGGGUCGGAUCCUUCUGGAUGGCUGUACCAUCACCUGCCCCUGCCUGGAGUAUGAAAACCGUCCACUCCUCAUUAAGCUGAAGACUCGAACAUCCACAGAGUACUUCCUGGAGGCCUGUUCUCGAGAGGAAAGGGAUGCCUGGGCCUUUGAGAUAACAGGGGCUAUUCACGCUGGGCAGCCAGGGAAGGUCCAGCAACUCCACAUAUUGAAAAACUCCUUCAAGCUGCCCCCUCACAUCAGCCUGCAUCGUAUCAUAGACAAGAUGCGCGACAGCAGCAGCGGAAUCCGGUCAAGCCCCAACAUGGAGCAGGGAAGCACCUACAAAAAGAGCUUCAUAGGCUCCUCCCUGGUGGACUGGCUCAUCUCCAACAGCUUUGCUGCCAACCGUCUGGAGGCCGUGACCCUGGCCUCCAUGCUCAUGGAGGAGAACUUCCUUAGGCCGGUAGGCACCCGAAGCGUGGGAGCCAUUCGCUCUGGGGAUCUGGCCGAGCAGUUCCUGGAUGACUCCACGGCCCUGUACACUUUUGCUGAGAGCUACAAGAAGGAGAUAAGCCCCAAGGAAGAAAUCAGUCUCAGCACCAUGGAGCUUAGUGGCACAGUGGUAAAACAAGGCUAUCUGGCCAAGCAGGGGCACAAGAGGAAAAACUGGAAGGUGCGGCGCUUUGUUCUGAGGAAGGACCCGGCUUUCCUGCAUUACUACGACCCUUCCAAAGAAGAGAACCGGCCAGUGGGUGGGUUUUCUCUCCGUGGUUCACUGGUGUCUGCUCUGGAGGAUAAUGGCAUUCCCGCUGGAGUUAAAGGGAAUGUCCAGGGAAAUCUCUUCAAAGUGAUUACUAAGGAUGACAUACACUAUUACAUCCAGGCCAGCAGCAAGACUGAGCGAGCUGAGUGGAUUGAAGCUAUCAAAAAGCUAACGUGACCAAGACCUGAGGAAACGGGACCAGGAUUCCUCCCUCUUACAGGAUACAGACAGGAUCUCCUGGAGAAUGGGAAUGUGUUAAGACUUUUAACUUCUUUGUAUAUUUUGUACUGCUUUGGAGUGAGACUUGUGAAGAGUUCCUUAGAUUAUAAUCAGCAGUGGUGCUAUUUCCUUCCCCUGGAAAUGCUAGAACAGCCAUUAGGCGUCAGCAUCUUGACUUUGGCCCAACAUCACAGCCAGCCCUUCCUUGGGCACGGAAGUAGUUUCCCUUGUUGUAACAUUAACUGGACAUGUGGUAACAAAAUAAAACGCUAGUCUCGUGGCAGCUCUCUCUGAAAUGCUGUCAACAAUUAACUCCUUCUUUGGAAUUAAUAAAAAUUGACAUGUUUCUAUUAGAA